This is a messenger RNA of Gossypium raimondii (Peruvian cotton), 490 nucleotides long. RefSeq names its product LRR receptor-like serine/threonine-protein kinase RGI1. Gene Ontology annotation, molecular function: protein binding. The coding region runs from base 148 to 444 and encodes 98 amino acids. The transcript is spliced from 2 exons. The record is from RefSeq and is a predicted model, not a curated record. Lineage: Eukaryota; Viridiplantae; Streptophyta; Magnoliopsida; Malvales; Malvaceae.
AACGAAAAAGUUUUUAUUUCAUUUGAUGAAAAACAUAUGCUGAAAUAUAUAAAAAUCUAACAUCUCCAAAUUACUAUAGAAUAGAAAAGAAAACCUCUUUGACUUAUGCUAACAAAAUAGGUAGUUUGACACCUUGAUUUUUCGACUAUGUGUGCAGGUCAAAUUCCUGAGGAAAUUGGUAAUCUUCUUGGUUUGGAACUGCUUAAUAUUCAAGCAAUUAAAGGCCUUAUAGGUCAAAUUCCAACUUUGAUCUUCAACAUUUCUUCUCUGAAGACCAUUGCUCUCUCCAGCAAUAGCCUAUCAGGUAGUUUGCCUAAUGAUAUUUGUCAACAUCUUCCCAAGCUUGAAGUGCUUUACCUGAGUAGGAAUGAAUUAUCUGGGAAGAUUCCAUUUGGCAUGGGCAAAUGCAACAACCUUAAAAAAUAUGCUUUUAAGUAUUUUUAGUUGAACAGUUUAGAAGGUAUGUUUUUCACUUGAAUUUUCGACUAUG